Molecule: messenger RNA, 2484 nt
Organism: Nymphalis io (European peacock)
Lineage: Eukaryota; Metazoa; Arthropoda; Insecta; Lepidoptera; Nymphalidae
Gene: wap
Product: DDB1- and CUL4-associated factor 7
Exons: 7
Coding region: 327-1388 (353 amino acids)
Cellular component (GO): nucleus
Molecular function (GO): protein binding
Source: RefSeq, a predicted model, not a curated record
AUGCUGAAAUUACAUGUGUUAGAAUUAUAAAUAACGCAUUAUUUAUAAAUAAAAUAACUAUUUAAAUAAAAUAAUAACGAGUCUGUCUAUAAUAGUCAUUAGAUGCAGGCAAAUUAAGAUAACUUAACUCAAACAGUUUACUACAUUAAUACUGUUACUCAAUCAAAACAUUUUAACACUUACCGCUUCAUUUAUUUACAUUGUAAACGAUUGCUUAAAAAAUAACUUUAAAAAAAUAAAUAUUAUUUAUUAUUAAAGUACAGUUUUCAUUUUGACCGCGUAGUUUAUAAUAAUUUGUGAGAAUUUCUUCCUUUAUUCCAAAAAACAUGUCGAUGCCACAUAGCAGUUCUAGUACUACGAGUUCGAGCACUAAACGUAAAGAAAUAUACAAAUACCAAGCACCAUGGCCGCUGUAUUCCAUGAAUUGGUCGGUGCGACCAGAUAAAAGGUUUCGACUGGCACUGGGCAGUUUUGUUGAAGAAUACAACAAUAAGGUACAAAUAAUAUCUCUAGAUGAAGAAACAAGUGAGUUUAGUGCUAAAAGUACAUUCGACCAUCCAUAUCCCACUACAAAAAUAAUGUGGAUACCUGACAGUAAAGGUGUCUACCCAGAUCUACUGGCUACUAGCGGUGACUAUCUCCGCAUAUGGAGAGCUGGUGAGCCUUACACCCUAUUCGAAUGUGUAUUGAACAACAACAAAAAUUCAGACUUUUGCGCCCCACUCACAUCCUUUGAUUGGAAUGAAGUCGAUCCGAACUUGAUUGGUACAAGCAGUAUUGACACAACUUGUACUAUAUGGGGUCUAGAGACCGGACAGGUUCUAGGAAGGGUGAAUGAAGUUUCUGGACAUGUGAAGACACAGUUGAUUGCUCAUGAUAAGGAGGUGUACGACAUCGCGUUCAGCCGCGCAGGAGGCGGACGAGACAUGUUCGCGUCGGUGGGCGCAGACGGCUCCGUGCGCAUGUUCGACCUGCGACACCUGGAGCACUCCACCAUCAUAUACGAGGACCCCGCGCACACGCCACUGCUGCGAUUGGCGUGGAACAAGCAGGACCCCAACUACCUGGCCACCAUCGCCAUGGACGCGUGCGAGGUCAUCAUCCUGGACGUGCGCGUGCCGUGCACGCCCGUCGCGCGCCUCAACAACCACCGCGCCUGCGUCAACGGCAUCGCCUGGGCGCCGCACAGUUCAUGCCACAUCUGCACGGCGGGCGACGACCACCAGGCACUCAUCUGGGACAUCCAGCAGAUGCCGCGCGCCAUCGAGGAUCCCAUCCUGGCGUACACAGCGGCUGAAGGGGAGGUUAACCAGAUCCAAUGGGGGGCCACGCAGCCCGACUGGAUCGCCAUCUGCUACAACCGGCACACCGAGAUACUGCGCGUCUAACUGCGUACCGCUAACACUUUACUCGAACCUAUGUUUACCCCCCACUAUUCUAUAUUUCGGUUCGUCGUUAGUUAAAUCUGGUCUUAUUGAAAUUUAAAUUGAAUGCGACAUUAAGUUUUUUUUAAACAUCAACAGCCCAAUAAUUUUGUUUCUUCUAAUCGAUGUUAGUUUGCCCCUUCUUUUUCUCUUGGGUAACUGGUUUUAUUAUAGUAUAGUUUUCAAAAAGAGCACAACAGCAAAAAAACUAUAACGUUAACAAAAUAUAAAGGCCACAUUAAUUUAGGUAAGUUAUUUAAACAUCGUUAAAAAUCAACAGAAUCUCGAACAUGAGUUCCUUCAUUUGUAAUACCAAGAACAUUUGCCUCAUCGCCUGGAAAUGAAAUGAUUUUUAAUUUUAAAUAGUGAAUUAAUAUAGGUCUUUGUGUUUUUAAUUUUAAAUAAAAUAUACAAAUAACUAUCAGAAUACCUGAUAUCAAAUAUUUUGAUAUAAAUGCAGCGUUACAUAAAAAUAAUAGUUAUUCCGAUUUAAAUUAUGUUAUUUACCGUGGAUCGAUCAACAUUUAUAGAUAGUGAGCCAGUGUAAUUACAGGCACAAGGGACAUAACAUCUUAGUUCCCAAGCUUGGUGGGGCAUUGGUGAUGUAAGCGAUGGUUAACAUUUCCUACAAUGCCAAUGUCUAUGGGCGUUGGUGACCACUUACCAUCAUGUGGCGCAUAUGCUUGUCCGCCUUCCUAUUCUAUAAAAACAAAAGUUCCAGAAAUUACUUUAAUUGAACGCGUCCGUUCCGUGACGGGAACUGCACCCUUCUCGGAACAUGUAUGUCUCUCGAUGAACGUCACGUCAGUGUAAACGGAAUAAUAAUCUUAAACACACUUACAUUUGAUUGAUUUUCAAGUCUAUAUAGGUAGAUGACACAUGUAUUAAUAAAUGUAUUCUUAAUACUUAGAAUGUUUAAUUAAAUUUCUGCAUAAAAAUAAUAUUAUAACUUGGUAGUAAGGAACAAGGUUAAAAAAAUGUAACUGAUCGGCCUGAUUAUUUUUAUUAUUAUUGAUUUUUCCUGUUAGUAAUUAAUUGGUUCAUAUAUAUAUAUAUAUAU